Molecule: messenger RNA, 2415 nt
Organism: Gymnodraco acuticeps
Lineage: Eukaryota; Metazoa; Chordata; Actinopteri; Perciformes; Bathydraconidae
Exons: 11
Coding region: 1-2415 (804 amino acids)
Source: RefSeq, a predicted model, not a curated record
AUGGCGAACAUACAUCUUUGUCACUGUCCUUUCUCUGCAGCUAACUUGGCUCUGGGAGGAGCGGCUGCAUCGUCGACAAGGUUGAACUACGACUAUCGACCAAGCAAUGCAAUUGAUGGCAGCGAUGAAACAAACCAAUUUAUCCACAACAGCUGUUUUGCCUCUUUUGUGAUUGACCCCUGGUGGAGGCUGGAUUUGGGGGGUCUGUUUGACAUCUCAACCAUUGAACUCCUCCGAAGAACAGAUGGAGGCGGCCAAGAUCUUAACUUGCUAGAAAUCCGCAUUGGUAUCUCACUGGAGAACAAUGGCAACAACAAUCCCAGAUGUGCAGUCGUCCGUGUGAGCAGUUCAGUUAAAAUGACCUUCCAUUGCAACCAGAAGCAAGUACGCUACGUCAACAUUUUCCGUCCAGGAUCUGCUUCUAUGAUUCAAGUUUGUGAGGUCAAAGUGUUCGCUGCAACCCCCAUCACAGGAGUGAAUGUGGCUCUGGGUGGAGUGGCUGCGGCGUCAUCACAGUAUAGCGUUAACCAUCAACCAAGCUUAGCCAUUGAUGGCAAAGCUGACGGGAGCUGUUUUCGCUCUUUGACGCAUAGUAACCCCUGGUGGAGAUUGGACAUGCGGGGUCCGUAUGACAUCUUAUCCAUUGAAGUCUUUCGAAGAACAGAUUGCUGCGACCAAUCGUUGAAUGGGGCAGAAAUACGCAUUGGUAACUCACUGGAGAACAAUGGCAACAACAAUCCCAGAUGUGCAGUCAUCACCGUGACCAGUAAUGCUACCAUGACCUUCAACUGUAACCACAUGCAAGGACGCUACGUCAACAUAAUCAACCCUGGAGUAGGAAAAGAUCUUCAGAUGUGUGAGGUCAAAGUGUACACCACUACCCAACUUACAGGAGCUAAUGUUGCACCAAGAGGAAUAGCUACGCUGUCUUCAGCACCUGCUUCUGUAGAAACUUCUCAACAUAUGGCUAUUGAUGAACACCCUGGGCCGACGGAUGCUCUGGAAACCUGUGCCUCCGUCGCACUGCAAGACAACCCGUGGUGGCAACUUGACCUGAGGAAUAUCUACCGCAUAACUGCUGUGUCUAUCCUCAGCUCAGGAGACUGCUGCUCGGAGCAGCUGAACGGGGCGGAGGUCCGCAUCGGCCUCAGCAAGGACGUUACCAACCAGAGGUGUGCCAUCAUCUCCGUUUCAGAGGGAGAGCAGAAAUACAACUACCAAUGUGGAAUAAUGGAAGGACGCUUCGUACAUGUUUACCUUCCUGGUCUACAGAAGACUUUGACUCUUUGUGAAGUAGAGGUGUAUGGUACUCUGCUUGAAAACGUGGCUUUGAGAGGACUGGCUUUUCAUUCUUCCUCAAGUCUGGAAAACAGUGUAGCCAGCAAAGUCAUUGAUGGCGAUCAGUCUUCCACCUGCAGCGUAGCCAUUGAGCAGCCAGGUCCGUGGGUAACAGUGGAUCUACUGGUUCCUUACAGUGUGACUGCAGUCCAACUCGCCUACAGCUCCGACUGCUGCUUCCGUUUCGAUGUCCAUGUAGACGACACAAGCUGUGAGGUCGUCUCCAGUAAUGCAUAUUCUUUGAUGACCCUGGAUUGCGGUGGGAUUGUGGGUCGCUAUGUGACUGUGAUCCAUCAUGGCGUAGCACCGCCUCUGUGCGAGGUGGAGGUCUAUAGCACUUUGGAAAAUCUUCAAAACAGUUUCCCUCAGCUGCCCCCGCCCCAUGUUAAAGAUUACUGCUCCGAUGUGUCCUGUGGACGAGACUACAUUCUCAUUCCUGAUGAACCCAAAACAUGGUUUGAAGCCCAGAGCUACUGCAGAGAGAAGUACACUGACCUGGCCACCAUCAACGACGUUCAGGACAUGUAUAGGGUCAUGGAAAAGAUGGAGAAUUACUCCAACAAAGACUUUUGGAUUGGGCUGUAUGAAGACGUUGCUACCUGGAGGUGGUCUCUGUCAGGUUAUUAUGGAGCGAGUGAAGCUGAGUUCAGGAACUGGGGUGCUGGUGAACCCAAUCUGGAGAGGGCCACCCAGGACUGUGCAGGCAUACAACACACGGGAGAAUGGAGAGACCUGCAAUGUGACUUACUUAACUUCUUCCUAUGCUUUGAUGGCAGAACAGGUGCACUCAAAAGCAAGAUUCUCGUGGAAACAGCUAUGAAUUGGGCCGACGCUCAAGGCUACUGCAGGAAACACCACACAGACCUGCUCAGUGUGAGAAACCAGGCGGAGAACCAGGAAGUCCAGAGCAUGGUGCCGGAAGGAAAGCUGGCCUGGAUCGGCCUCUUUCAAGACUCCUGGAAGUGGUCAGACGGGAGUUACUCCUCGUUCAGAUACUUGUCUCAGGAACAACUCCUUUUAGGAGAGGGUCCCAACUGCGCUCAUGUUUCCGGCAGGAAAUGGAACUGCAUUUACUAG